Molecule: messenger RNA, 2487 nt
Organism: Endocarpon pusillum Z07020
Lineage: Eukaryota; Fungi; Ascomycota; Eurotiomycetes; Verrucariales; Verrucariaceae
Product: pH-response regulator protein palA/RIM20
Exons: 4
Coding region: 1-2487 (828 amino acids)
Cellular component (GO): endosome
Molecular function (GO): protein binding
Source: RefSeq, a predicted model, not a curated record
AUGGCAGCGAACAUCUUACAGCUCCCCUUCCGGCGUACACAUCAUGUCUCCCUCUCAGGAGCCAUCCGGCAGUACAUAUCUACCAAAUAUGAGCAGCAUCCAGAGAUGUUCAAGGAGGAUCUUCAGCUCAUUGAUGGCAUGCGAGAAGAGGCUAUCUCUGUGCAAGAGCCACAUAUCAGCGGCAUCAGGCGGUUAACUGCGUAUGCAGCGCAGUUACGAUGGAUUGGCGGGAAGUUCCCAAUCGACAUCGGGAUUGACUUCCCAUGGUACCCUGCUCUGGGGUUCAAUACUGCUACGCCAGUACUACAGAAUAAUAUACGAUUCGAACUGGCGAACAUACUGUACAAUCUGGCUGCUCUAUAUUCCCAGCUCGCCUUCUCGACGAACAGAAACUCAAGUGAUGGACUGAAGACUGCAAGCCAGUACUCGAGUGCUGCUGCUGGAGUACUUGCCUUUCUUAAAACCGAGGUGAUUCCUGACAUGCGAUCGACACCACCAGAAGAUAUGGAUGAGAUGACGCUAGAGUGCCUGGAACAGCUCUGUCUAGCGCAGGCGCAAGAGUGCUUUUGGCAGAGGGCGGUGAAAGACAAGAUGAAGGAUGCGACGAUAGCUAGGCUUGCUGCAAAGGUAUCAGACUUUUAUUCCGCCGCUGCAGACUGGGCUAUCAAAUCGGAUGCUAUCAGCACAGAAUGGAUUCACCAUUUUGACGCCAAGCACCAUCAUUUUGCCGCAGCUGCGCAGUACCGACAGUCUCUCGAUUGUCUCGAGAAGCGAAAGUAUGGUGAAGAGGUGGCCAGGCUCCGGGACAGUCUUGCCUGCGUUAAUGAGGCUCUGAAAGAAUCAAAAUGGGUCAAUCGAACCGUCCUUGGAGACAUGAAUGGACUGAAGAGCAAAGUCAUGGAAGAUUUGAAAAGAGCAGAAAAGGACAACGAUAUUAUCUACCUGCAGCCCGUCCCACCAAAAUCAGAAUUGAAGAUGCUGGACCGGGCAAACAUGGUGGCUGCAAAAACGCCAAAGGAAGUCCAAGACGGUAUAUCCAUGCUGGGUGAAGGGCUUCCUUUCGGGCGGCCUUUGUUUGCCAAAUUAGUGCCAUAUGCAGUACAUGUUGCUGCAAGCAUAUAUGUUGAGCGACGAGAUCGGCUGGUCAAUCAAGGUAUUGUUGCCGAGCUGGACGCUAUGACUGCCAGGCUACGUGAGCUGUUAUCUUCUUUAAACCUUCCGGGCUCCCUGCAGGCGCUGGAAAAACCACUUGGGCUACCACCAAGUUUGGUGUCCAAGGCCGAAGAGCUUAGACAGCAGGAUGGCGAGUACCGGCUGAAAAGAUCGAUGGAGGAUACUUCGAAGCUCAAAGCGAACGAUCAGGCGAUAUACGCCGAGGGUGUGGAGCUACUGAAGGCCGAGAAAGCAGAAGACGACAAAGCCAGAGCCAAGUACGGCACGGACAGUUGGUCCCGACAGCCUUCUGAUCUGGCAGGUCAAAAGUUGUGGGCCCAGUCCACUGAAAUCGAGGGCUACCUCAAAUCUGCGGCAAGCAGUGAUGAUCUGGUCCUGAAAAAGAUGCGAGAGUCAGAAAGAGUCCUGAAGGUGUUGACAGGGACAAGUCGAGAGCUUGAAUCCUAUGUGCCGAGCUCUAGACGAGCGACCAUGACGCCACAAAUAGAGCGUGAGGUUAGCCGAUUACGCACGUGUUUAAACGAGGUAACUCGACUAGAAUCACGACGAAAGCGGAAGAUAGAGGCAUUAAGAGAAAAGGCUAGGUCGGAUGACAUCAAUCCUGCUCUGCUAAAGGAGACGGGUCGCCUGGAGCGCGAGUUUCCUAUGCAGAAAAUAGAGCCUGCACAGUUCGAAGAUCUGUUUGAAGAGCGGCUACAAGACUAUGAGGUUGAUCGGGAGAUGCUCAUGAAGGAGCAAGAAGACCAAGACGGAAUUGUCAGCAGAUUGCAAGAUGCCAAUGCUGCCUUUGUAAAUGCAAGAAAAGGGGAUUCGUCGACAAAAGAACGAGAACAAGCCCUACAGGAGCUGGAGAACGGAUAUCUUAAGUACAAGGAGAUCAUUUCGAAUCUGGACGUUGGUCGAAAGUUUUAUAACGACCUGGCAAACAUAGUCGCACGCUUCAGGGACUCCUGCAAAGCCUUUGUCAAUCAACGGCGUAUGGAGGCCAGCCAUCUCGAGUCGGAAAUCUCGACUUCAGCCAUGUCAGCAAUGAGGAUUCACGACACGAGCGCCACAUUACAGCGACAAAAGCAUCACGAAGCAUCAAGACCUCCACCUCCUCAAUCUUUAGAACAAGAACCACUUACAGCGCCUCAACCAACUCGCGCGUCUAUUGUCCCUCCCGGCCCUACUGCUGGCAUGUGGACACCUGAAAUGGGGAUCAAAUUUGGCCCUCCAGCACAGGGUAGCCAUAAUCCUCAUGUUGCGCCAUAUCCGCAAGCGAGACCGAACAGCAACGCUCCCUGGGAUCAAUCCCGCCCAAGGUUCACGUGA